UCAGACCCAUGGAAAAACCAUUAUCACAUCAACCCAUUAAACCGAUCAGCACAAUCAACGGACCGCUACAUCUGCCCAACCUGUAACAAAGCCUUCUCUCGACCCAGCAGUCUCCGCAUCCACAGCCACAGCCACACGAUGGAGAAGCCAUACAAGUGUCCAAAAGGCUGCGGAAAGGCGUUCAGCGUUCGCAGCAACAUGAAACGGCACGAGAGGGGCUGCCAUGGA
This is a messenger RNA of Trematosphaeria pertusa, 228 nucleotides long. RefSeq lists its product as uncharacterized. Gene Ontology annotation, molecular function: DNA-binding transcription factor activity, RNA polymerase II-specific; RNA polymerase II cis-regulatory region sequence-specific DNA binding. The record is from RefSeq and is a predicted model, not a curated record. Lineage: Eukaryota; Fungi; Ascomycota; Dothideomycetes; Pleosporales; Trematosphaeriaceae. Gene Ontology annotation, cellular component: nucleus. The annotation marks the transcript as partial. Gene Ontology annotation, biological process: regulation of transcription by RNA polymerase II. The transcript has a single exon.